Gossypium arboreum is the source of this 801-nucleotide messenger RNA. RefSeq names its product peptidyl-prolyl cis-trans isomerase CYP22-like. Lineage: Eukaryota; Viridiplantae; Streptophyta; Magnoliopsida; Malvales; Malvaceae. The transcript has 5 exons. The coding region runs from base 133 to 582 and encodes 149 amino acids. The record is from RefSeq and is a predicted model, not a curated record. Gene Ontology annotation, biological process: protein folding; protein peptidyl-prolyl isomerization. Gene Ontology annotation, molecular function: peptidyl-prolyl cis-trans isomerase activity. Gene Ontology annotation, cellular component: intracellular membrane-bounded organelle.
GUAGUUUACCCGUGUUCUAUUUACUGUUGAAAACAGGUAAAGUAAAACAAGAUUCCUCGAGUGACGAAAAUGACUGCAACGAGAGUAGUACCUAAGUUGUGAGAGUAAGAAACAGAGUCGCGGACGGCGGCCAUGGCGUCUGGAGGAGGAAGCAGCGGUGGAGGUGUGGAGUGGCACGUUAGGCCACCGAAUCCCAAAAAUCCAAUUGUCUUUUUCGAUAUAACCAUCGGUUCCAUCCCCGCCGGUCGUAUCAAAAUGGAACUCUUCGCUGAUAUCGCUCCUAAAACCGCCGAAAAUUUCAGACAGCUAUGUACCGGCGAAUACAGAAAAGCAGGGCUGCCUGUUGGUUACAAGGUUUGCCAAUUUCAUAGGGUUAUUAAAGAUUUUAUGAUUCAAGCUGGAGAUUUUCUUAAGUUUUUUAUCACGUGCACGAAAUGCGAGUGGCUUGAUAAUAAGCUUGUUGUAUUCGGGAGGGUGCUUGGAGAUAGUCUUCUCAUUGUUCGGAAGAUCGAGAAUGUGGCUACAGGACCAAACAACCGGCCGAAAUUACCAUGCAUUAUAGCUGAGUGUGGGGAAAUGUAAAACUAGUAAUUCAUUUUACACAUUUGCUGAGGAAGACUACCCAUAGAUGAAAUUGCUGUAAAACUUUUUUUUAACAAUUUUAUUAUAGUUUCUGGUUAUAUAUGCCAUUAUUUUAGAUAAUGGCCAAUCUAUAAAUAGGAGUAUAAUACACUUUAGUAUAUUCGAACUCACAUCCUUCUGUAUUGGCAAGUUAGUACUUAAUAAAACUUAUUUACUCUA